Molecule: messenger RNA, 375 nt
Organism: Blepharisma stoltei
Lineage: Eukaryota; Ciliophora; Heterotrichea; Heterotrichida; Blepharismidae
Source: the annotation of a GenBank genome assembly
AUGAAGAAUACCAUUUCCGAAGGAAAAAAGAGAAAGACCAUGAGCUUUAUACCUGAAUCUAAGUACGUCCUCUAUGUUGAGUUCAGUAGUUCCGAAUUUGCGCUGGAGUUCCCUGAAGCAAUAGAGAUAGAAGGCCAAACCAUUUGAAUAAGCCACGCUGGAACCCUGGAGUGUUCCAUUUGCAAGAACAAAGGCCACAAUGAGCAGAGACAUGAGAAAGUAAUGCCAGCCAGAAACAAGGUCAAGGCCAAGAAAGGGAAAAGUCAGGCUAUGGAAAUCUCUAAUCCUAACGUAACCUCUUCUAACUACAAUGACUCAAUUAAGCUUCGCCCAGUCCCAGUUGCUUCCCCUCUUCAUACAGACAGGUCACUCUAG